AUGGCGGCGGAGCUGGAGCCGCUCGCGAGCUGGGCGCCGGGCGCGGCCGCGCCGCCCUUCCAGUACAGCCCAGAGAACGUGGCCGGAGCGGACGGAGCCCUCGACCCCACGGAAAUCGCCUUCCCCGGGUGUUCCUGCCUUUCCUGCGCCCAUCCCGCGUGCUCCUGCCUGCGCCAUGGGGACAACUACCGCGGCCUGUGCCUGGGGCCCACGGAGGACGAGCGGGGCUUUGCCAGGCCUGUGUUCGAGUGCAGCGCCCUGUGCCGCUGCGGACACUCCUGCCCCAACAGGCUCGUCCAGCGGGGGCUGCAGUUCAGGCUCCAGGUUUUCCAGACCGCAAGGAAAGGCUGGGGUCUGCGCACCCUGGAAUUCAUAGCCAAGGGGAGAUUCGUGUGCGAAUACGCGGGGGAAGUUUUGGGUGUUAACGAGGCACGAAGGAGAAUUCAGGCCCAGGCACCCGAGGACUCAAACUACAUUAUAGCAGUGAGGGAGCAUCUCCACAGUGGCCAGAUACUGGAGACGUUCAUUGACCCAACGUACAUCGGGAACGUCGGGAGGUUCCUGAAUCACUCCUGCGAACCCAACCUAUUUAUGGUGCCAGUCCGAGUUGACUCAAUGGUGCCUAGACUGGCACUUUUUGCAGCCACUGAUAUUUCUCCUGGAGAAGAACUUUCCUAUGAUUAUUCGGGAAGAUUCCACAAUAUGCCAGUAACCAACAGAGUGCCAGAAACUUCAGAGGAGGGUAACAUGCCAAAAAAGCCCUGCUACUGUGGAGCCCGCACAUGCACCUCCUUCUUGCCUUGCGACAGCUCCCUCUUUUCCACACCUGACACUUGUCCAGAGAGCUCUUCAUAGCUUUUCCAUCCCUGAGCAGGCACUAACAAGCGCAGAUCUCCUUACCAUUUAAACAGCAGUUAACAAGGACUCUGCUUGCUGUAGAUGCAUGCAAGAGCUAUACUAAGGAUACAUUUUCUCAACGAAGAGUUAUUCCACUCAGCUCUUAAACACAACCCAGAUAAUCAUCUAGUGAGGAUAUCGGUUUUGAAAAUUAACAUGUACAUUCUAGUUUUACACACUUACCUGCUAGAUUUCUUUCCUUUUGCAUCCAUUGAAGUACAAAAGCAGAAAAUUCAACCUUUAUGCCACAGAAGGGUGACAGCUGAAUAUUGAAGUUGAAAUGUGUGCAAGGUGGGAACCCCAAACCUACCACAGCUGCACAGUAGUACUUUAAGCCAUCCUGCUAAACAGUAAGAGAGGAACAUUGGUUGGCAGAAGCAGUGUAAUCUAGCAGUAUCAGGGACAUGCUUGUGGUUUUGAAUAAAAGCAAAUAAAAGCCUUGGAGUUUGAGAAGGUCUUCAUGCAGUGUCCUAACAACUCUGUUUAAAGGUGGUUUUCAAGAAUUUCAAGAUGGAAGCUCUGUUUUUAAGGUGUUUUCAAGUUUCAAGGGGGCACAACAGGUUCAAGCUGUUCCAAAGCAGAAUCAGUUUCUAACCCAUGCUUGGUGCUGUUACCUUGUUUUCUUCUGUCAACUUAUACUGCAUCUUUGAAAAAAGAACUUCCAACAAAGAAAGGACAUAUAAAGUCAAUGAGAAAAAUAAUUGAAAGUUACAGGGAAGAGCUUGAGACAAUGAAAUACUGGCAUUUGCAAGAAAGGUAUUAGGAUUCUUAAAUUCUAUUAAAUGAAAUUAUAUUUUAAAAUGAAUUGCUAUAAUCUUUUGUGCACCACAACACAAAUAACUAAUGCUUAGUGAUGUCAGAUUAACGUAAGUGCUUUUCACCCUCUUCCAUCUCUAGGCACAACUAUCUGCUUACCAACAUUUGGUUUCAUUACCAUUUAGCUCCUGUGUAAACUGCGCAGUACCAUGGGCUGUUAAACAGUCAUCUCACCUUUUUAAAACACAUCUAUUUCAGGACUCAUCUAAUAACAUUUUCUGCGGUAAUAGCAAGCAGCACUUCCACGGUAAUUUCCAGCACUGUAAUUGUCAGGAAACAAAUUUGGACUCUAAUCUGAACGAGUAAGAUACUGCCUGUCUGACUUAUGAAAUCAUCGAGUACUAAAAGAUGAAGUACAUUUGAACAACAAAAUUCUGUUCCUGCACUGUUGAGCAGCUGGUAGAUACAAGAGUUCCUUUCAGCUCAUAAUUUGUUUUCUUUAUUUCUAAAGCCAAACAGUGUUAAGCAGGAGGCUCUGCUUUGCCAGAAGCCUGAGAAGGUUAUUGUUACAUCUUCAUUGUUCUUGUACAGAUCCGACACGUCCACUUCACCUAACGCAGUAAGUCUAAGUCCCCUUACACCAGGAGGCAGAAGAGAUGCUGUAUUCAAAAUACAAGCUAACAAUCUCUUGGGAAGAAUUAACCACUGUUCUUUUAUAUUGCCUAAAAGCUAUAGUUUCAAGAUAAAUACCUAAGAUAGCUUGCCUGAUUAAGAAGUCCUGAAAUUACAAGUUACAUAACUUCCUUUCUAAAAAUACCAAAUUAAAGAAACUUCAAACAGGCUUGUUUAAAUUUUUCAUGAACAAGACACAGAUAAAUGGCAAUGGCUGCUUUUUUACAAUAUUGUCACAUGCAGUUCCAUCAGUGGCAAGAGUCCUUGAUUUAGCCACUUUGUACGAUUUAAUCUUUAACUGCAGACAUACUAUUUAACAUAUACACACAAGCUACCACAUCUGGAGAGCCAAAAUAAAUCAUCUGCUCUAUAAACAAGCAAGCAACAUUUUUUUUUUUGAAAGAAAAUUCAUUUGAAACACAAAGAUUAACUUGAUCCUGCUAAGAGCUAUGGGAAAUGUGGCUGCUUUUAUUUUGCUAAACUGCCUUUCCCUAUACUUCCUUGAUAGGCUUGGACAUCGUCUGUCCCUCCUUUAAUAAAUAUAUUUUUAUUUCUGAUAUGAAGAAUUGCUACUGAGACAUGUGCUAUGCUGUAGUUUAAGUUAAAGCUUGCUACAGGGUCCUGCUCUAGUUGAAUCAUUACCUGUCCCCUCUAUAGGCACAGAAAGCUUCCAAAGGGCUCCAGCUGUUUGUUAAAAGUACUGGUUACAAGAGCAGCAGCCAGUAACUUUACUCUUUGCCUGACUGAACCUGGCUGUUACUACAGAAGUUCUCCUGCCUCUUAGAAUGUAGGCUCUAUCAGGUUCCAGAAUAUAAAUUUCAAGAUCUGUUAUCCUAUUUAGAGGUUUAUCUGGUUUUCUCCGCCAGUGGGGCUCUGUGCCAGUCACUUUCAGCCUGCACAUUUGGGAGUGGACGAUUUAAUUUCUUCUCCCCUCUUAUAAAUUAUUUUAAAACUAGUUUUACAGCACUUGUAUUCCUAUUCCUCAAGAUUAGAUAGGUUUUACAAGAUUACAGCAGUAUUCUUUUAAUCUUCCUGUUAUGAAUGUGAUCUGGGCCUGAGUAGUUGAGAAAGUACCGAUUGCAAACAAUAUGAAAACAUAAGAGAACAUCUCCCAAAUGCCAUUAGCCAUAUCUAGUCCUCGCAUCACCAGCCUUAAACCUGAGAACGGAACUGAGCCCUGUGUCUCUGCAAUUCCAGCCUUUCAGGCACAGCUCUUUCCUAGGAAGUGAGCUGAAUAUCAAUUACAUGGUAAGGAAAAAGAAAAAAGAUUAUAUAAAGUAACAAAAAGACUUUUGUACUGUUAAAAGCAGCCAGCCAUAUUACAGGCUUUGCUAGAACAUGAAAUGAAAUAUUGUCAUUGAAUUCUUAAUCUUCAAAGCAAUCUACAAUGGCAGUUUUCCACAUGCUGUAUACAUUGCAUAACAGUCACCUUGCUUGUUCUUAGCACUACAGCUGCUUGGGGCAUGGAGCAGAAAUCCUAUCAGAGAAGAAAAAGAAAAAAGGAAAUAGGCUCUUGUUCAUAUUUGCUCACCUUUUCCUCUCAGAUCUGCACAGACUCAGUCUACUGCUACACUGCUGAUCACUUCAACGUGCUCUUUCUCAAUAAAAACAUCUCGAAGGACAGAUACAGCAUUUUUUGUUAUUGCUGUAGAAAUUUAUUUCAACCAUUUGCCAUUUAAGAAAUGGUCUGAUAGUCCUCCCUUACAGAGAGUAUUUGGACUUGUUAAGAUC
Molecule: messenger RNA, 4056 nt
Organism: Nothoprocta perdicaria
Lineage: Eukaryota; Metazoa; Chordata; Aves; Tinamiformes; Tinamidae
Product: histone-lysine N-methyltransferase SETMAR
Exons: 2
Coding region: 1-855 (284 amino acids)
Cellular component (GO): nucleus
Molecular function (GO): zinc ion binding; histone H3K9 methyltransferase activity; protein binding
Source: RefSeq, a predicted model, not a curated record